Messenger RNA from Fulvia fulva, 1416 nucleotides. Its product is annotated as 2-methylcitrate synthase, mitochondrial. The transcript is spliced from 2 exons. Gene Ontology annotation, molecular function: 2-methylcitrate synthase activity. NCBI's taxonomy places the organism in Eukaryota, Fungi, Ascomycota, Dothideomycetes, Mycosphaerellales, Mycosphaerellaceae. The coding region runs from base 1 to 1416 and encodes 471 amino acids. The record is from RefSeq and is a predicted model, not a curated record. Gene Ontology annotation, cellular component: mitochondrial matrix. Gene Ontology annotation, biological process: tricarboxylic acid cycle; carbohydrate metabolic process.
AUGGCAUUGUCCGCUCGCACUGCUUCACGAGCUCUGAAAGCUUCCAAGCAGAGCGUUCCUACCAUUUGCAAUGCCUCCCGAAGCUAUGCCACCGCCGAGCCGGAUCUCAAAGAGACGCUCAAGCAGAUCAUCCCAGAGAAGCGAGAGCUGUUGAAGAAGGUCAAGGCCCAUGGCUCGAAAACGAUCGGCGAGGUCAAGAUCGAGAACACCCUAGGUGGCAUGCGUGGCCUGAAGGCUAUGGUAUGGGAAGGCUCGGUGCUUGAUGCCAACGAGGGCAUCAGGUUUCACGGCAAGUCGAUCAAGGACUGCCAGAAAGAGCUGCCAAAGGGAACGACGGGCUCCGAGAUGACACCUGAAGCUAUGUUCUGGCUGUUGCUCACCGGUCAGGUUCCAAGCACAAGUCAAGUACGUGUGCUCAGCAGGGAACUUGCAGAGAAGGCACAGCUGCCAGCUUUUGUGAACAAGAUGCUCGACGACUUUCCAAAGGACUUGCACCCAAUGACACAGUUCGCAUGUGCUGUGUCUGCCAUGCAAUACGAGAGCAAGUUCGCAAGAGCGUAUGAGCAAGGUCUGAACAAGGCAGACUACUGGGAGCCGACCUUCGACGACUGCAUCAACCUGCUUGCCAAGCUGCCAACGGUCGCUGCCAAGAUUCACCAGAACGCAUACUGUGGCGGUGGUGCUUUGCCUGGAGAGGUUGAACUCGAUCAAGAUUGGUCGUACAACUUCGCUGCUAUGCUUGGUAAGGGUGGAAAGGAGAACGAGAACUUCCACGACCUGCUCCGAUUGUACUUGGCUCUGCACGGUGACCAUGAGGGUGGUAACGUUUCCGCUCACACCACACACUUGGUCGGCUCAGCUUUGUCUGAUGCAUACUUGGCCUACUCAGCCGGUCUCCAAGGCCUUGCGGGACCACUGCACGGUUUGGCCGCACAAGAAGUGCUCCGCUGGAUCCUGCAGAUGAAGGACCACAUCGGCACCAACUUCAGCGACAAAGACAUUACAGACUACUUGUGGAACACGUUGAAGUCUGGCCGUGUCGUGCCAGGUUACGGUCACGCUGUUCUGCGCAAGCCAGACCCACGCUUUGAGGCUCUGAUCGACUUUGCCUCAAGCCGCAAGGAGAUCGCAGACAAUCCGGUCUUCCAGUUGGUAAAGCGUAACAGCGAGCUUGCACCAAAGGUGCUCACCGAGCAUGGAAAGACCAAGAACCCAUUCCCCAAUGUCGACAGUGCUUCUGGUGUACUUUUCCACCACUACGGCUUCCACAACACCCUCUACUACACAGCCACAUUCGGUGUCAGCAGAGGUCUGGGUCCCCUCGCGCAGCUCAUCUGGGACCGAGCACUUGGACUGCCAAUCGAACGACCAAAGUCGAUUGACCUGAAGGGCCUGCUGAAGCUUGCGGAGGCUUAG